Molecule: messenger RNA, 844 nt
Organism: Tripterygium wilfordii
Lineage: Eukaryota; Viridiplantae; Streptophyta; Magnoliopsida; Celastrales; Celastraceae
Product: WUSCHEL-related homeobox 7-like
Exons: 2
Coding region: 52-615 (187 amino acids)
Biological process (GO): plant organ development
Molecular function (GO): DNA-binding transcription factor activity; DNA binding
Source: RefSeq, a predicted model, not a curated record
UUGAGUGCAGAACCAUUUCAGAGAGAAAGUUCCAGAGAGAGAUUCACAGGGAUGGAUCAUGAAGGAAUGUCAGGCUUUUGCUUUAAACCAGCUGGAAAUGUUCGUGAUGGUGGUGGUAAUGGUUGUUCUGGAACAAAGUGUGGGCGGUGGAAUCCGACAACUGAACAGGUUCAAGUUCUGACUGACUUGUUCCGAGCAGGACUCCGUACGCCGAGUACUGAUCAGAUACAAAAGAUCUCCACUCAGCUUAGCUUUUACGGAAAGAUUGAAAGCAAGAAUGUGUUUUAUUGGUUUCAGAACCAUAAAGCCAGAGAAAGACAGAAGCGUCGCAGAGUUUCUGUCGAUGAUGAUGACAUAACUUUGAUCCUUCGAGAUCAUGACAGGUUCUCCUCUUCAAAACAUUUUGUAGAGAUAAAUCAUCAUGUCUACGACCAGCCGGAGAGAGCGAUUGAGACGCUUCAACUUUUCCCAAUAAGCUCAUUUGAUGAGAGGGAGGCAGAGAAGCUGAUGAGAUUUCAUGGCAAUGAAUCUUGCAAGGGAGAUAUGGGUUUUCCUUACACUAAAUUUGGAUCAACAGAACAUCCACCAUUGGAUCUACGAUUAAGCUUUCUGUAGACCCUAAAAAAAAACCCAUCAAGUCAAGCGUCGAAUCUAAAGAGAUUAUUUCUUUAUGGUUCGAUGAUGAUUUUGGGUAAAUUAGAGGGAAGAAAGGGAAAAAUGAAGGUUUGUCGUUUAAAAUAUAUGUAGUGGAAAAUGGGGGGCUCUGCAUGAUCAUAGAAGGAACGUUAAUUAGUUUUAUCUCUCUGAGUUUUAGUAUGUUGGAUUGUAUUUUUUUUAACAUGAA